Molecule: messenger RNA, 2441 nt
Organism: Solanum dulcamara
Lineage: Eukaryota; Viridiplantae; Streptophyta; Magnoliopsida; Solanales; Solanaceae
Product: protein PHOSPHATE STARVATION RESPONSE 1-like
Exons: 9
Coding region: 378-1772 (464 amino acids)
Molecular function (GO): DNA-binding transcription factor activity; DNA binding
Source: RefSeq, a predicted model, not a curated record
UUUUAAGUAUAUUUUUGAUGUUUAACAUUUUUUUAUUUUCAAUUUGUUUUUUUUUUCUUGAAUAAGAAUCCUAAUUAUAACAGAUUGAUAUAAUCUGUUGUACUUUUUUUUUCCACUACAAAAUUAGCAGCCACCAGAGAAAGUUGCGGUCGUCCACAGUUCAUUUUCAUCUCCGAUCCGCCGGCGCCGGAGCCGAUGAAUUCCCUGAACUCCGAUUACGGCUGUUUUAUGACUUUGAAUCAUGUGGAGCUGUUUUGUUUCUGAAUUCAUUGGAUUUUGAAUUUUUUUUAGGAAGAAGCCCUUGCCGUAAACAAAUGAAAGACUAGAAGAUUCUUCUUGAGGUAAAUAUAGUAGUAUUUAAUAUUCUUAAAAAGGUUAUGGAGGCGCGUCCUGCUUUAUCUGUCCAGAGGACGGGUGCACAUCAACUCAGUAAUUUUGGAGCAUCAGGAGCUCAUUCUUCAUUGCCUGUGCUUCAAACAAGCCUGGAAGAGAAAUAUCCUAAGUUGCCAAGGGCUGUCCUUUCUUCGUUUCCUUCAAACAGUGAGGCUGUUGGUCAUUUGUUCUCCUCAUCAUCGGGGUUCUCCACCAAUCUUCACUUUUCAUCUGUUCUGCCUCAUGAGGAGCAUUUGGCACCUGCAACUUUCAUUUCUCAGCCAACAAUUAAUGAGGCAUCGAUCCCAUUGGCUAAUUCUGGAGUGCUUCAAUGUGCAGCAUCAAGCCAGUAUGCUAAUGUAAAUAGUGAACCCUGGUGUACAGAAUUAUUGGCUGAUUACCUUGAUUACUCGUCAAAUACCCCUGUCCAGAACAGUCAGCUUGAUUGUAGAAAUCCAGGUGAUUGUCACAUCCCACCUGAGGAUCUUAGUAAACAAAGUGAUUGGCCGGAAUGGGCUGCCCUUGUAAUGAAUGAUGAUGAUGCUUUGACUUCUAAUUGGAACGAGGUCAUGGUUGAUACUAGCAUUGGUGAUGCAGAGCCAAAGAUGCAAUAUCAGGAACAAAAUCAACCUUCAAAUUUCCCAGUACACCAAGUUCAACCAUUGCAGCAAAUUCCUACUGCAUCUGUAGAAACAUCUGCCGUUGUUCCUGCAUCAUCCACUGCAAGUGGUUCUUCAUCGAAACAACGGAUGCGUUGGACACCAGAACUUCAUGAAGCCUUUGUGGAAGCAGUCAACAAGCUUGGUGGAAGUGAAAGAGCUACUCCCAAGGGUGUGCUAAAGUUAAUGAAAGUUGAAAGUUUGACCAUCUAUCAUGUAAAAAGUCACUUGCAGAAAUAUCGAACAGCUAGAUAUAAACCAGAAGCAUCAGAGGGACCCUCUGAGAAGAAAGAGCCAUCCAUUGGCGAUUUGUCAUCUCUGGACUUAAAAACGGGUAUUGAGAUCACUGAAGCAUUGCGGUUACAGAUGGAAGUUCAGAAACAGCUGCAUGAACAGCUUGAGAUUCAAAGAAAUCUGCAGCUGCGAAUAGAAGAACAAGGACGGUGCCUUCAAAUGAUGUUUGAGAAGCAAUGUAAGUCAAUGCCCGGUAUUGACUUAGCGAAGGGCUCAUCAUCCGUGGCAGAGGAUGCCUCCACACAGCUGACAGAUGCAGUUCAAAGUUCCUCAAACAAAAUUGAUCCAGGAGUGUCACUGGUUGAUCAUCAGGAAGCAGGAAGUUAUACAACUCAAAAGGUGGGGGAGAAGCAGAAAGAGAAAGAUAGAGAUUUUGGAAAUCCUGAGACAAAUAUUACCAGCUCAUCAAACUCGCCACCAUUGAAGCGUGCUAAAGUCGAUGAAUAAGCUUCUGCAGUUCAUAAACCUUUUGGUAGUACAGUUAUCCCUUUUAUCAACAGAAAGGCACCAAUUUACAUGUAGCAAUAGACUCCAGAAUCCAUGUAUGCUGAAUGACCUGACAACCAAAUGGCUUGGCCAGUUCCUCAGCCUUUGCUAAUCGUUGCAGCAAAAUGUUGCUUUCUUCCCCGAAUGCACAACCACGUGGAGGAUCGCUGCUAUAAACAACUAGACAAGCUGAGCUAGUUGUUUGUGUAGAACCAGUCUGGCAAGUCAACUGUUCCUUAAUGUGAAUUAUGGAACCUCCAGCCUUUUCAACCAAAUCUAACAGGUCAUUUUUGUAAGUUGGGACAUAAUCUCCACUCAGAUAAAACUUCAAACCAUCAAAUAGCUUAGGUGCCUGCAUAAGAGACAAGGAACCUUUUUGCUAUGCGAUAAUGUUUUUAGAAUUAUGGAAUGAUUUAUUUAAUCUAAAGGUCUAUCGAAAACAAUUUUUCUAUCUCUACGAAGGAGUAAGGUCUGUAUACACUCUACCUUCUCAUGGAAUUACACUAGGUAUGUUGUGAUAUAAUGAUUUAAGAAUUUCAUGCACCUCGUUACUAAGAAAAUCAGCAAAGAUGUUUCAGCCAAAAAGCAUGUGCACAAAACAGCAUUGUAAAUGCAUUUCUUAUCACCAGC